CAGAUGUCUGGACUGCAAACCUGCACAGUUUUGAGAGGGAAAUGACUGGAGUGUCCAGCUUUUAUCUCCACGACCAUGUCCAUGAACAAUUCCAAACAGCCAGUAUCUCCUGCAGUUGGGCUCCUCUCAAACUCAACCUGCCAGACGGAAAACAGGAUCUCAGUAUUUUUUUCAAUAAUCUUCAUGUCAGUGGGAAUCUUAUCAAACAGCCUUGCCAUUGCCAUUCUCAUGAAAGCCUAUCAGAGAUUUAGACAGAAAUCCAAGGCAUCGUUUCUGCUUUUGGCCAGUGGUCUGGUAAUCACAGACUUCUUCGGACAUCUCAUCAAUGGAACUAUAGCAGUGUUUGUAUAUGCAUCUGACAUGGACUGGACUCACUUUGAUCAAUCAAAUGUCCUCUGCAGUGUUUUUGGCAUCUGCAUGGUAUUCUCCGGCCUGUGCCCACUUUUUCUAGGCAGUGUGAUGGCUAUUGAACGCUGUAUUGGAGUCACCAAACCAAUAUUUCAUUCCACGAAAAUUACAUCCAAGCAUGUGAAAAUAGUGUUGAGUGCUGUGUGCUUGUUUGCUAUCUUUAUAGCUUUGCUGCCCAUCCUUGGGCAUCGAGACUAUAAAAUUCAAACGUCAAGAACCUGGUGUUUCUACAACACGGAACAUGUCGAAGACUGGGAAGAUAGAUUUUAUCUGCUACUUUUUUCUUUUCUGGGGUUCCUCGCCCUGGGUGUUUCAUUCUUGUGCAAUGCCAUCACAGGAAUAACACUUCUAAGGGUUAAAUUUAAGAGUCAGCAGCACAGACAAGGCAGGUCUCAUCAUUUAGAAAUGGUCAUCCAACUCCUGGCUAUCAUGUGUGUCUCCUGCAUUUGCUGGAGUCCAUUUCUGGUAACAAUGGCCAACAUAGGAAUAAAUGGAGAUAAUUCUCAAGAGACCUGUGAGACGAUACUCUUUGCUCUUCGAAUGGCGACAUGGAAUCAAAUCUUUGAUCCUUGGGUGUAUAUUCUCCUACGGAAGGCUGUCCUUAAGAAUCUUUAUAAGCUUGCCAGGCAUUGUUGUGGAGUGCAUGUCAUCAGCUUGCACAUGUGGGAGCUUAGUUCCAUUAAAAAUUCCUUAAAGGUUGCUGCUAUUUCGGAGUCGCCAGUUGUAGAGAAAAUGAAUCAGCCGACUCCUAGUUUAAUAGGUCAGUAAUACAGUGUAGGGCUAGAACAAAAGAAAGGAUUUGGCAAUAUUUCUGUUA
Ochotona curzoniae (black-lipped pika) is the source of this 1225-nucleotide messenger RNA. It is a transcript of the gene PTGFR, whose product is annotated as prostaglandin F receptor. Gene Ontology annotation, cellular component: plasma membrane. The transcript has 2 exons. Bases 76 to 1176 code for a protein of 366 amino acids. The record is from RefSeq and is a predicted model, not a curated record. Lineage: Eukaryota; Metazoa; Chordata; Mammalia; Lagomorpha; Ochotonidae. Gene Ontology annotation, biological process: adenylate cyclase-activating G protein-coupled receptor signaling pathway; inflammatory response; positive regulation of cytosolic calcium ion concentration. Gene Ontology annotation, molecular function: prostaglandin F receptor activity.